Nicotiana tabacum (common tobacco) is the source of this 6824-nucleotide messenger RNA. NCBI's taxonomy places the organism in Eukaryota, Viridiplantae, Streptophyta, Magnoliopsida, Solanales, Solanaceae. The record is from RefSeq and is a predicted model, not a curated record.
UCUUCUAUUUCAAUAUUUUACCAUCUUAUGGUCUCUGAUUGCGGUAGUUGCCUAUCUAAUUUGAUACUUAUUCCAGAAAAGAAUGAACUAUAAAUUAAUUAUUCCUCUUCUAGUCUCCAAGAUUAGUAAUUUAUUUUAAAAUCCUAGCAGAUUUGUGAGCCUAAUUCUACAAAUCGGCUUUGUUAUCUUUGAAUUCAUUCAUCGAUGGGACUUCAAAGUUUUGGUUAGACCAAAAUCCAAUAUUUUCUUGGUCAGCUGCUUGUUAGAUAGAAUUUGUUUGGUUUGUGCUAAAGAUAUAUGCCAUUUUCCAUGGGGGAAGAAUAGUGUAGUUUUUUGCUAGAUACAUAUGCCAUUCCUUAUCGAGGGUAUAAGGGCAUCCGAAAAGCUUAUAAAAAUUUUAAGCUAGCUCACUUAUUGCCUUUAUUUUUUCGAUUGUAUGCUUGGAUCUUUUCAAUUAGUGUUAGAGCAAGGUCAUAUGUUCAUAUUCCAAUGGAAGCGACAUGGUUGGUGGUGGGAAAGGUGGAGGAUUUUUUUUUUUGAGGAAUCAAAUGUGACGAGUUAGGACCUGCCUCAUGGCAGUAGUAUGCGGUCAAAAUUGACUUGUGAGCUCUUUUAUAUGUGCAUAACGAAUUAAAGUUGCAUCCUUUGGAUCAAUUUAUUGGAAAGUACUUGAUUUUAUCCUAAUGUGAGAAUCAUACCACUUGACCAUAGCAUCCAGUCAACGCAGUUGGAUUUAACACAGUUGAAGGUUUGGAACUUACCAUAGCAUCCAGUAAUUUUCUUUCCUCCAAAGUAAUUGCUGGAGCGCAUGAAAUCUGUUGUUGUUGUCCAUUUUUUGUCACUGCCUUAACUGAUUUUGGCACAGUUUCAACAUGCUGCUGCUGUCCAGGAGGUGAGUAUGUUUCAAAUUGUUGAUCAUCCCCUACCUUAGUACUUGACGUUUGCUUCUGCCCAUGCUGUUUUGUAUCUGGGAAAUUGAUCAAUAGCUCAUGAUUAUCUCCAUGUUCUCCAAAAGAUUCUAAAGAUUGUGAGGGUACUUUAAAAACAGAAGUGUUUAAUGUAAUCAAUGGUUGUUUAGCCAUAUCAGUGUUCAGCAUCAUUUCCUUCUGGGCCUCCUUAAUAAUUUGUUCAAUAUGAGUGUUAGAAAAAUGUAGUGUAGGAGUAGUAGAGUUGUGUGCUUGCUUGCCCCAGUAUUGUUAAAAGAGACCGCUUCCUCGCUUAAAGCGAGAAGCGAUGCGAAGCGAGGCAUCUGGCGCUUCUCUGAUCUGAAGCGUAUCAGGUACACAAAAGCGAUCGCUUUCCCUGAAAAAGCGAGAAGCGAGGAAGCGAACAAAGUGACAGAAGUGAGCGCUUCUCUUUAUAGCUGGGCUGCCAACGUUAAUUAAUUAAAAAAGCUCUCUUUAUUUAACUUCAAGAUCAUCAAGUUUGGUCUCAGGUAUGUGAUUUCUUCCUCCUCCCCCUCCUCCUUUUCUUCUUCUUCUUCUUCUUCUUCUUCUUCUUCUUCUUCUUCUUCUUCUUCUUCUUCUUCUUUUUCUUUCACUGUUUCAGUGUCUAAAUAGCAGAGAAAUGAUAGAAAAAAAAAAAUUUCCCCUUCAGUUCUUCUUUUUCUCAUUCUCCUCUUCUUCUUCUUCAUUUUCUUACACUGUUUUAGUGAUAAAUUGCAGCGAAAUGCUGCCCAUUUUUCAUUUCAGUUAUACUACCAUUUUUUGGCAUACUUACAACCAUUUUUUCAUAUCAUUUAUUGUUAGUUGUCUAUGCAGUAUUUAGUUUAAUUUUUUUUUAAAAAUUCCGCUUCACUUCAAAAAAGUGAGCGCUUCGCUUCUCGCUUUAAGCGAAAAGGGGCUUGUCGCUUUUCCUCGCUUUAUGCUCUUCACAACACUGGCUUGCCCAGAUACUCCUCCAUCAUAUUUUUAUUUGAGGUAAUUGAUUGGAUACCCAAAUCCUUAGCUAAAUUGUCAUUGUCCUGAGCUUCUUUUCUGCUGUUAAGGCAUGGUACUAACUCCUUGGAUAAAUGAGGUGUAGGCGUAGGAACAAUGUCCUUUGAAGUAACUAAACAAAGAUCAGCAGUCUUGGCAAUUUGCUGCUCUUUUACACUGCUCGGAGAUCUGGUUUGUCGAUCUUUUAAACCUAUGUCACCCUACACCAAUUACAAUAUAUUCCUAGAAUCCUUCUCACCUUACUCAUGUACACUAAGCAAAACAUCAAAAGAGUUAGAACACUUGAAGGUUUCUGUUGCCCUUUCCAGAUUUUUAAGAUCUGAAGCCUCCUUCUUGCUAUAAGAAAUUAACAGAAACUCAUGUGUAAUUGAUUAUACAAAGAUAUACUGUGAAGAGUUCAAGGAAGAAAAGUAAGUUGUAAAGUUUGACAGUGAAAUACUUGAAUAUUUUUGUAGCUAUGAUAUCACUAUAAGUUGUAUAUAUUCUUCUAGUAGCUGCUCGCAAUAGGUGCUUUCUUCUUUGACUACAAGUAUAUAUGGCUUCAGGGUACUCAUAAAUUUCAUAUUUUUCUUGUUCUGCACCUUUGCACCAAUCUCAUUUUCUUUUUUGGGUAUGCACAAAUUUCAUAUUUUUCUUGUUUCUUCAUAUAGAAAGGUUAUAAGCAGUUCAUUCUUUUUAGUAGUAUCAUGAAUGAUUUUUCUGAUGUUCCCUCUUUUAGUAAUUAAUGCCCUUUCUGAUCCUUUUCAUGUCAAAUUUUUAAAUGUACAAAUACCCAAUUUGCAAUAGUAAUUCAUGUUGCAAGCUAAGAUCUUGUCUUCUUAGAUUCUUUAGAUGUUCUUCAAUUUAGGUAUGUGUAGAUACCUUUUUUUGUUGCAAAUUGACAUGGUCAACAAUAUAUCUUUUUAUUGCUUUAAUUUCCUUGGAUUUGUGUUUGUGGAUCCUAAUUUUACUUUUUUAUCCAAGAAGAUAAGUCACGCUCGGAAAGAUUUGCAGUGGACUUAAAGUUGUAUUUGGCUUAGCUUAAGUGUCAUGACUAGGUAAGAAAGUCCUAUUAUUUUACAACACAUGAUUUUACAGAUUUAUUCUUGACAUUUAGGAUUUAGUUUUACCAUAUAAUUAAUGCUUAAAUGAUUAUAUAUUUGAAGAUCUAAUAAAUUUUAUUUUUAGGAAUUCAAAUGUUCCAUCCAAGGAAUGGAUGGAUUUACCAAGGUAUAGCAAAGAGUAUAUCGAGGGUGUUCAAUAUUUCUUAGAUUUUGCUUACUCUUAUGGAGAUCAUCAAGGCGAAGAAAUUCAAUGCCCAUGUGCAAAGUAUUGUAAUAUUCAUUGGACUAUAAGGAAUGUAGUGUAUGAACAUCUAAUAUGUUAUGGGUUUGUUAAAGGUUAUACAAGAUGGAUUAAUCAUGGGGAAUGGGAAAUUUCGGUGAAUGUUAAUUGUGAAAUGGAUGAUAAUGUUUACUCUUACGAUGAUAUUGAUGAGUUGUUGAAUGAUCAAUUUAGAAAUAUUGCACAUGCUGGAGGAGUGCAUGAAGGCUCAAAUAAAGAUGCCAAUAAAUUUUAUAACUUAGUUGACGAGGCAAGCCAAGAACUAUAUCCGGAUUGUAAAGGAUUCUCUAGAUUAUCUUUUACAAUCCGUCUAUAUUUGUUGAAGUGUCUACAUGGAUGGAGCAAUGCGUCUUUUACUUCUCUUUUAGAGCUAUUAAAAAGGAGAUGCCUGACUUGAACAUUCCUAUAUCCUACAAUAAAUCCAAAUCUAUGGUAAAGGAUCUCGGUCUUGAUUAUGAAAAAAUUGAUGCAUGUCCCAAUGAUUGCAUGCUAUUUAGGAAUGACCAUAAGGAUGAUGAAUAUUGUCAUGUUUGUGGAUCAUCUCGAUAUAUUAAAUAUACUGAAGUAGAUAGAGAUGAAGUAGAUAGCGAGCUUGAGUCUUCCAAAAAAGGUUAUCGUGUUCCAGCAAACAAUUUGAGUCACUUUUCAUUAAUUCCUAGACUUAAAAGGCUAUUUAUGUGCUCAAAGACAGCAGAUACAUUGAGGUGGCAUGACGAGGAGCGUUCUAAAGAUGGAAAGUUAAGGCAUCCUGCUGAUGGAAAAGCAUGGAAAGACUUUGAUAGCUUGCAUUCAGAAUUUGCAAGGGAUUCUCGCAAUUUGAGACUUGGCUUAGCAAGUGAUGGGUUCAAUCCAUUUCGGACCAUGAGCAUAUCUCAUAGCACAUGGCCAGUUAUUUCAAUGGUGUAUAAUUUGCCUCCUUGGAUGUGCAUGAAGCCAGAGUAUUGUAUGCUUUCUUUGCUUAUACCUGGGUCACGUUCACCUGGAAAUGACAUUGACGUUUAUUUACAACCAUUAAUAGAAGAGUUAAAUGUUUUGUGGGAGUCUGAAGUAGAAACAUAUGAUGCUUCAAGAGAUCAAACCUUCCAAAUGCAAGUAGCUCUUUUAUGGACAAUCAGUGACUUUCCUGCAUAUGCUAUGUUAUCCGGUUGGAGUACAAAGGGAAAGUUGGCUUGCCUAUGUUGUAAUUAUGGCACUAAUUCUCGUUUUCUUAAACAUGGUCGAAAAAUGCAUUAUAUGGAUCAUCGUGUUUUUCUGCCUAUGGAUCAUCCUUGGGGAUCUAAUAAAAGGUAUUUCAAUGGAAAAACAGAAUUUAGGCCUCCUCCGCCUUUGUUAAAGGGAACUGAUGUGCUUAAUAGCUUAUGAAAUUUUAACAAUGUGUUUGGGAAUAAGAGAAAGAGAAUAAAUGAUGGCCCUUGGAAAAAAAGGUCAAUAUUUUUUUGAAUUACCUUAUUGGCAGCACAACUCGUUACGUCAUAACCUUGACGUAAUGCAUAUAGAGAAAAAUAUAGUGGAUAAUGUAAUUGGAACUAUUUUGAACAUUCCUGGCAAGACAAAGGAUCAUGCAAAUGCUCGUUAUGAUCUGAAAAAGAUGGGCAUUAGGAAGAACCUUCAACCAAAGGAAACAAAUGAUGGCAAGAGAACAAAGUUUGCAAAAGCAUGCUUCUCAAUGAUCAAUGGUGAGAAAUCAGUUUUCUGUGAUGUUUUAAAGACAGAAAAGCUACCCGAUGGUAGUGCUUCUAACAUAUCCAGGUGUGUACAGCUAGAUGAAAGAAAAGUAUCCGGUUAUAAAACCCAUGAUGCCCACUUCAUGUUACAUUACUUGUUGCCAAUACCAGUUAAAAGCAUACUUCCUGAUCAUGUUGCUAUCCCUUUGAUUCGUCUAAGUUCUUUCUUUCGUCGUUUAUGUAAAAAAGUUAUCACAAUGGAAAAGCUAUAUUACUUAGAAGUAGAGAUUAGAGAAACAACGAAUCAAUUGGAAAGAAUUUUUCCUCCAACAUUUUUUUUAUAUGCCUAUUCAUUUGGCAAAUGAGGUAAGGUUGGGAGGUCCAGUUCAAAAUCGAUGGAUGUAUCCUCCUGAAAGGUAUAUGUGUACAUUAAAAUCAUAUGUUCGCAACAGAAAUUAUCCAGAAGGAUCUAUUGCUGAGGCAUAUUUGGUUGAAGAGUGUUUGACUUUAUGCUCUAGGUACUUACAUGGAGGUGUAAAAACUCGAUUUAAUCGACGACCCUGAAACAAUGAUGAAUAUGAUUCAAUUAAUGCACAAUCUUCUAGUUUAUUCCCUAAUACAGGUUGUCCUUUAGGAGCUAAAAAGAGUGAUCCAAUUGUUUUAGAUGACAUGUCACUAAAUCAGACACAUAUAUACUUAUUAAACAAUUGUGAUGAAGUUCAAGAAUAUAUAAGAGAAUAUGAGGUUGAGGUUAGUAAUCAGAGACUAGGAUCUAAAUGGAGCAAGGCCAAGAAGUAUAGUCAAAACUUCUCUCAAUGGUUUGAAACUCGUUCUUUGAAAGAGGAUUUGCCCGAUCUUAUAAAGCAAUUAUCCUUCGGACCAAAUUUAAUUGCUAAAAGAUAUUCUGGGUAUCUCAUUAAUGGAUAUAAAUUUCAUACGAGGCAGCGUGAUGCAAGACGUAAAACACAAAAUAGUGGUGUUACAUUAGUCGCCCAAACUACAAGUUUUGCAAGCUCAAAAGAUAAAAAUCCAGUUGAAGCAAAUUUGACUUAUUACGGUAGAAUAGUUGAUAUAGUUGAGUUAGACUAUUAUGGCCAUUUAGGGUUGUCUUAUUUAAGUGCGACUGGUAUGAGGUUGAAGAAGAUAUUUAUGGCCUUACUUAUGUCUACUUCAACAAGAAAUGUUAUCAGAACGAGCCUUUUGUCCCAGCAUCUCAAGUACACCAAUGCUUCUAUAUGCAAGAUCCAUAUGAUCAAGAUAGAUAUUAUGUUAUGAAGACUAUCCCGAGAGACUUGUUUAGCCUAAGUGAUGAACUUGCAUCUAAUGCCCCACAGUGCUAUGAAAAUGAGCCAUCUGAAUAUUUGGCUGGCCCAUCUAUACCGGUGGAUAAUGGUGAAGUUGCCUUAGUAAGGAGUGAUGUUCCAACAACCAUUCUUGAUGUACCUCCAGAAGGAUUUCUAGCACAACAACUUGAAGUUGAAUCGGAUGAAGAGUUUGAUUUUGAAGACACAUCAUCAGUUUUUUUUCUAAUUCAAGUAGAAAAUAGCUUUGCUAUUUUUUUAUUAAUAGCUAGAAAUACAUUAAAGACUGUUGCUUUAGUUUUAAAUUGAUGUUGUCUAUUUCGUCAAGUUCAAUAUUGAAUAUUUUCUUGCUUAUCAAUUUCUUUUAUGUGCACAUAUAUUUUAUUGCUCGUGUAUUUUUAAUGUGUCCCUUUUGGUAUCACUAGAAAUUACUUGAUUGGUUAUUCAAUGUGUCCCUUCUAAAGAACCAUAUUAUAUUAUAUGUGGAUCGAGAAUUUGUCCUCUAGUUUUGAAUAGAAAAGUGAACGUGAGUAAGUAGAAAUUAUGCUUCGGAAUUUGUAUUGUACUAUUAACUGGAGUAUUAGAGCAAGUUUUAAAGU